CGAGCUGUAGCCAUUGUUCCCACUUACGGAAAACUAUUGUCUUAAAUGCUGUUGUCGUCGUCGGUUACUGUGGCCAACGAUUAUCGGUAUCGAGGUGCGAGAAAACGAGGGAAAGGGCCGAUAUCCCUUUACCUAAAUAUGACAGUGAGCGACACAGAGUGAGCGAGCUCCACGCUGGCUGCUGGCAGGGGCUGCUGUGGAGUACCUCGGACUCGGCUGUCAUAGCCAUGUUUCUGUCACAAAGUCACACUCUAGUCACGCAGUCGGAACCAACCGGUUUACUACGGCCCACGACCAUCCACCACCAUGUUACUCUCGUCUGCUGCUCGUGCAGUCAAGUCUGCUCCUGCAUUCGGCCGUCGCGCAGCCUCUACCAUAUCCACUAAGUACGCCAGCGCUGCCUUUGGCGCUGCCCUGGCAAAAUCUUCCCAAACCCUCACCAAAGUCGAAGCCGACCUUGCCAACGUGUCCAAGCUCAUAAAAAACGACUCCACCGUCAGCGAAUUCGUUCAUAACCCUACUCUCUCGGCCAAGGAACGUGCGACGGACCUGGCCGCCAUUUUUGCGUCUUUGGAUACCGGCGCCAAGAAGGAUGCUACUUCCGAUAUCACUAAGAAUUUGUUAGCCGUUCUAUCGGAAAACGGGAGACUGGGAGAAUUGGAGGGAGUGAUUGAGAGCUUCAAUGCCUUGGUUGCAGAGCACAAGGGAGAGCUCACCGUCGUCGUCACUUCUGCUGCCCCCCUUCCGAGGGAUAUUUUGACGCGACUUGAAACGACAUUGAAGCAGUCUCAGACCGCCCAGAAGGCUCAGGUUCUCAAGGUCACCAACAAGGUUAAUCCUAAUGUGCUGGGCGGUAUUGUAGUUGACUUUGGUGACAAAACCAUUGAUUUGAGUGUCCAAUCCCGAGUCACCAAGCUUAAUAGCGUUCUUCAACAAUCAGUGUAAUUUGUCAUGUCGUACUGAUAGAAAUGCAUACAGUCGUAACGACUCACUUGUUGAGGGCGUGAUAUCCGCUAGUUCCGUAAGGAUAAUUAUU
Messenger RNA from Desarmillaria tabescens, 1036 nucleotides. Its product is annotated as OSCP/delta subunit of ATPase. The record is from RefSeq and is a predicted model, not a curated record. The transcript is spliced from 3 exons. Gene Ontology annotation, molecular function: proton-transporting ATP synthase activity, rotational mechanism. Lineage: Eukaryota; Fungi; Basidiomycota; Agaricomycetes; Agaricales; Physalacriaceae. Bases 307 to 945 code for a protein of 212 amino acids. Gene Ontology annotation, biological process: proton motive force-driven mitochondrial ATP synthesis.